Molecule: messenger RNA, 399 nt
Organism: Brassica oleracea var. oleracea
Lineage: Eukaryota; Viridiplantae; Streptophyta; Magnoliopsida; Brassicales; Brassicaceae
Exons: 1
Coding region: 1-399 (132 amino acids)
Source: RefSeq, a predicted model, not a curated record
AUGAGUGGUGAUAUCGUCAUGGCGACGAACUUGAAUCCAAAGGAAGGAGGAGGAUCUUCAUCUAUAAAGUGCCAAAUGCUUAAUUCAACAAACUAUACAGUGUGGGCAUUAAGGAUGAAGAUAGCUCUUAAAGUACACAAAGUCUGGGAAGCUAUUGAAGAUGAAGCAACCGAAGGAGAGAAGAAUAACAUGGCGAUGGCGCUACUACUUCAAUCUAUACCGGAGGCGUUGAUACUUCAAGUCGGCGAGCUUGAUACAUCGAAGAAGGUAUGGGAGGCAAUUAAAACCAGACACACCGGAGCUGAGAGAGUCAAAGAAGCGCGGUUGCAAACAUUGAUGAGUGAGUUUGAUCGCCUCAAGAUGAAAGAUACAGAGCCAGUUGAUGAUUUUGGAGGCUAA